Molecule: messenger RNA, 1291 nt
Organism: Bombina bombina (fire-bellied toad)
Lineage: Eukaryota; Metazoa; Chordata; Amphibia; Anura; Bombinatoridae
Exons: 8
Coding region: 185-862 (225 amino acids)
Source: RefSeq, a predicted model, not a curated record
CUUCAAGCGGAACUUCAAAAGCUAUAACUCAAACGUUCUGCACACAGAGACCUGAUGAUUCCACAGUGAUACAAGAUAACUCAAAUGUUCUGCACACAGAGACCUGAUGAUUCCACAGUGAUACAAGAAGUGUUUAUAUCUUUACUGACCUUGUUUGGCACUUAAAGGAACUCUGGAAUAGCAGAUGAAACAUGCCACAGCAAUCUGUCAUUACCAACAUCUCAGUUAUGUCCUGUUAGUGAUAAAGAACAACACAGUGCGUAUCAAGAGCCUUGGCAGGCACAGUACAGAGGGCACAACGUUCCCUGGGUACCUGCAGCAGGAAGCAGCACACACACAACAGCUGAAGAAGCCACUGACUCUGCAUCUGUACCUCCCUAGUGCCAGACCCGUGGAUGAGCCAGAUGACAUUGGCAGUGAAGAUCGUCUGUUUGAGAACCAGGCAAAAGGUGGUCACGCUUGUAUCUCCCGGCAGAAUACUAUCUUUCAGGGAUCCCACAAAGACCUCCAGACAGGCGGUAGGGGGCACACCGCUCACACAGACAGUUUUCGAAGACCAGACAUCCAUCCUCAUCCAGGCGGCAGAAGUCUUCAUCCAAGCGGGCAGCAGUCCUCAUCGAAGCCGGCAGAAGUCUUCAUCCAAGCGGGCAGAAGUCUUUAUCCAGACGGCAUCUUCUAUCUUCAUCCAUCCAGCAUCUUCUAUCUUCAUCCAUCCGGUGCAGAGCGGGUCCAUCUUCAAGACAUCCGGCGCGGAGCAUUCUCUUCUUCCGAUGCUCAACGAAGAAUGACGUUUCCCUUUAAGGAGCCAGAAGAAAGCCACAGAGGAGACCCCCAAUGUCAAAGUGCAAACUACAUCCAGUAAAGCAAAAGAAAAAAAGAUCCAUGUGUCAUGCAAGCAGCCUCUCAGCACAGCUUACGUCUCUGUUUGCUUUAAGGAAGACCAAAAUACACAAAGCUUGCCUAUUCAGAGUAGGUAUAACAAUAAACGGACAAUCAAGAGGAAUAUAAACCGAUCAGCAUGUAAUAUGGGAUAUCGUCUGCUAUCCUAUCACAGUGAUAGAACUCCCAAGACCUCAGAUUUUGGGUUAAAUAUCAUAUCUCUACAAUACACAGAAACCAAGGUCUUAAAGUCUUGUGUGGAGAGCCAGGCAGCAAAUCUUGACAUGGAUGAGUUUACAAUGUUAGUUAAAAGAACGUAGUAAUACGAAACUACUUGCAUCAGGGAUAAGUACAUUUUAAAAAUGUUCACAAACCCUAAAAUAACAAUUAAAAAAAUGCUGGAAAAUGAAAA